GGUGACACAGGAAGUUGCAACGGACUUUAGAUGAUGAUAACAGACCCAAAUAAUCUCGUUUUCUGCGGCCACGAACAUUGUGAACAGGUCUAGACUAGUGGAAUGUUUUUUCUUAUUGAAGUGGCGAGGUGAAGUGGGACACUAGCGGAACUCCUUGAGCCCAACCCGAUCAGUCAGAAAUGAAAUUACAGUAACGUGUGAACGUUUAGACGCCGUGUUUUUCUACCAGUUUCUGUUUACUAGGUCAGCGCAUAUAUAACUUUGUUAUCAUAUCGCAACUUCAGACAUGAGACUAUGUGGAUAUUAGACGUAUUAUCGAGAUGGUUAUGAACUGGAAAGCGUGCUAGCCUGUGACAGUUGAUAAAGUACGAGAUCUGAACACUGGAUCCGGAAUGAGAUGAAACCGGAAGUCGGAGUUACUGAAAUGUGGAUUUUAGCCGAGGACUUACAAGAGGUUCCUGAAAGAUGGGGAAUAAGAUUGGCAUUAAUGGAAAGAAGGAUGCGCAGAGCCCAGUACAGCUUGAAAGAGGUGAACAUUCAAAUGUAGAGGAACUACGGAAGUGGUAUUCAGCCUCAUCGUUUACAGAAUUAGACAAAAAAGGCCAAGAGGCUUUCUUUAGGUUCCUGAGAGGGGAUUACUAUAGUGAAGAUGAGGACAUCUCAGCUGUGUCUGUUAAGGCUGAGGGAAUGGAGGGUGAUGCAAUGCGGUAUCAGUUCUGGGUUAAGUGUGAGGCACUGGAACUAGAAGACCUUUUUGAUGUGUAUGUCAUAGAUGAUGAAACAAAGCUGAAAGAUGUAAGUGAAAGCUAUAAAGAUAGAGAAAUAAUGAAAAUGAAAGCUUCAGCUGUAGACAAAUAUGUGAGGACAAUAAAAGACAGAAUGAAACCUGAUUUAGAUGAAAAAUUUUCUUUAUUCAAAAAGUCUUUGGGUGCAAAAAUUGUUGAGUCAUGAGAUUUUAUUAUUUUUUGUGAUUUUUUGUAUUAACAUUAGUUUGAUUAGUAUGAGGUUGAUUAGUACUCUAUGGCAAAAAUAUGUGAAAUUAUUUAAUAAGCAUUAACUUUGUAUUGUAUACCAUGAUUUUCAGUUGAAAUAUGCAAUUCUUUUUUGUGCUUCUAAAUGAAAUAUUUGUGAAAAAUGGCUGUUUUUGGCUUUACUGUAUGCUAGUAACAGUAUGGAAGUGAAGUUUUUUUUUUUAUUAUUAUCAGUUCAUGUAGUAAGGAUUAUAUUUGGUCAUCCUUGGUUUUUUAAAUUCAUAAUUUGGAAUCAGAAGUUUAAUUUUUUUCUUUUUCAUGAGGCUAAAAAUAAAUAGCAUAUGAAUAGAAGAACACCACCAGCUAUUUUCCAUAUAUUUUUACAGUCCCAUGACCUUUUUUUAAAUGGAAAGUAUCUCCCUUGUUGAUUAUAAAUUGGGUAUGCUAUUGCAAAUGUUAUAAUUCAAGACCUUUAUUGUCUUGAUUUUGUUCCAUACAUCCAGACAUGACUUGAGAGAGUUAUGUCAUCAUAAAGGUGCUACAUAUUAAGCUGAGUUAAUUGUGUACAAAAUGCUUGUCACAAAGUUGUGAAUGGUCACAUCUGAUGAUAUUGUUUUCCUAGCUCACUUAGUAAUUAGCAAGGGUAACGAGAAAGGUGUAGUAUCCACUAAUUUGAAAUUUGUGUUAGCGACAUGCCAGCCUUAGUGUUUUUAGGAUUUCUGGUAUGUCACCAUGUGAGGAUUCUUGUUUUUUUCUCAGCUGUGUGCUUGAGAACUGAAUGCUUUUUUUUUCUUCACACAAUGGGAUACUAUGUAUUGAAAUUUGGAAUAAGAAUGGGUUGUCCUUUGAGUUUAAAAUAAAAUUCUUGCUUAAGUUACUACACUUUCAGUUAUGCAGUGCUAACACAUCCAAAAUUUUGUUGAAGAGUUAGCAUCUCUAGCCGGAAACUAGUUGCCUUGUCAGAUGAUAACUUGAACUGUUUGUUGUCUGUAGGGGGUUUCAUUUUUAGUUUUCAAAUUUAUCUAUGAUCGAGGUAUUGUUGAUAUCAGAGGAAAAAUUAUUUUGAAAAAUCAUGGUAACAUACCAUGCUGUUCCAGUUUUUCCUUGGCAGUCUUUUAUGAAUUAAGAUGGGAGAUGUCCGGGUUUGUCUGCAAGUGCAAUGUGUCAAAAGUUUUCUUAAUGUAUUCUAGUUUGUUGCUACUGUCUUUUACAUUUAAAUGAUUUGUGAUCACAUCAGUACCAUAUUGGUGUACAGUUGGCUUUUGACUAGCGUGGAAUUCACUUUCACAUUUGGAAAAUGGCUGAAAAAUAUUAAACAAUAUCAAGGAAGUUCCAAAAUAUAUAACUUGAUUAUUAUAUAGAAAAAAUUACAGCUUAAUACAUAAAUGGAUGAUGAGCUUGUGACACUAUAAAUGUAGUAGUACUUAAACUGUUUUAAAAUCAUAUCUUGUAACUGCUAGUAUGACAUAACCAGAUUCUAAACAAAAUCAUAGUUAAGAUCACUGAUAGGUAAGUGCCAUUGCAAGACAUAUUGUAUCCAAUAAGAAUCCUUUUACUUCACAAUUACAUAAAUGAAACUCCAAAGAGAGAUAUAAUACUUGUAUUUCCUUAUUGGUUCAUUUAUCUUUAGUAUAAUAUUUGCAGUAAUGUUUUGUUUACAGGUUCUCUUUUAGAUCAUAAAAGAAACCAUUAUAUCUUCUUGAAUUAAAGAAAAUGUCUCUUGCUACUGCUGAUUAUUUCUCUAUCUUUAUAGCUUUCACUUACAUCCUUCAACUUUUUCCAUGUGUAUCCGUACUGAAUAUGUACUGACUUUUAUAUGAUAAUACUCAUUCCAAAAACAAAACAGUUUAACAACAGUUAUACUGUAUUGCAUAAGUAUGUGCAGAAAAGUUAAAUAACCAGUUUUCUAAAUAAAGUCUAUUAUUUUUCAGGAUUAAUUCCUGAAAACCAGCUUGAGAAGAGUCUUAUUAGGCUCAGCAGUCUGGAUAAACUAAUCCUUUAUUGAUAAAUAAAUAUUUUGCUUGGAGAUGUGCAUAGAUUAGGUAUAGGUUUUCAUAUACCCUACAUAUACCUUAUAUUUUGUAUAGGGGAUCUGAAUGAACCCAGUUUUUUCAUUUAUUCCUUGGGCUUUUGAGAUAAAAAUCUCCAUACAAGUUGAGACCCAACUGUACUUGUAAGUUCUGUUUUGAAGCUUUAAUACCAAAACUGUAUGUACUGCUGAAUACUGUGAUCAUAAAAUGCAGCAGUGUACUUAUUUGGAUUCUGAAGCACAUUUAUGCAGCUUAACAUAUGGUAUGAUGUGAUUCUAAUGUUGUCAUGAUCUCUGGUGUUGAAUUGAAAAGGUGUCCUAAAACUGUCUUGUAAACCCUAGGUACUCCAAGAAGAAGCCAUUAUGAAUAACAGCAUCUCUUUUAAUAAAUUUGAUAUGCUGGGAAGGCAAAUGCAUUAAAUAGAGAGCACUCUGUUCUAGAGUAAGAAAAAGCUAAGAUUGUAGUAUUUUUUUAUUUUUUAUUUGGAUCAGCUAUUUUAAAAUGUAACAAGAAUACAUUCUUUGGUAAAACCUUGGUAAGUUAUGUUUUGUCAUUGAAAGAGUAAAUAUGGUUGCUUAUUCAUGGCCAAAGAGGUAGUCAGGUGUUGAGGACAGUUUGAUAGCUCAUCUUUACAAUGUUGGAUAGGAACAUUCCAGGUUAAGUUUUUGAUUAUCCCUGGUGCUACAGUGACUGAUUUCCAAAUCCUACAGUUGUCUUUUGUUUCCUUUUUUGGUAGUAUAACAUUUAGUGGUUUUAUCUGUUAUGAGGAUAUUUUUUCAUGUAGAUGUUCUUUUUUUUUGUGAAAAAAAUUUUUCCCGCAUUUAUACUUAUAUUAAUUAAGACCCCAAGAAAGAAAAAAAAUGAGUUGUCAGGCAAUGAGUAUGAAAAGAAAACAUUUAAAGUACUUUGUAACUUCCAUGCAACUUCAAUUGUAUUCCCUUUCUAGCAAUGUGUGUCUCAGGACUGCUUUCUCUCAUUCACAUAUUUCAUCUUGCAUCAGGCUUCAUUCAUUCAUUCAUGCUUGCAUACAUGAUUCUGUUGAUUCUAUCCUGUCUUCUCUUAAUCCCAGUUUUCUCUUUCUUUAUCUGUCAGGUCACAAUCAGAUAUGUGUGAGGCAGUCAAGUUCAUUCCUCUGGUGCUAGUAUUGUUGUUUGAUCAUUUUAACUGGUUUAAUAGAGUUUAACAUUUAUCAUACUUUGUAUGUUUAUCUUUUGUAUUUCAACUUGGAUUGAUUUGAUGUCAUUUUUUCUCCCAUUUGUAAAUAGAGUUCCUCCUUCUCUGAGGUGCCAUGAGGCAGCAUCUUAACACAUUAACUGUGGAAAUCCAGAAUCUUCAAAUUGCUCUCUUCUUUUGUUGUACUACCAACCUUUGGAACUCUCGCAUUGCUGUCAUUUUCCUUAGCUAUUAUAACCUUAUGGCAUUCAAGGAGGGAAUCUGCCUCAUUUAGUGGUCACAACUUUGCUGAUUCCACUUUUUUUUACAUCCUUUGAACACUGGCAGCAAUAUUAUAUUUUUCUUUUCUGGCUGUUUAAUAAGAUAUUUCUGUAGUAACUGCAUUAAUAUUUUUGCUGUACUAUAUGUUUUAUGAUUAAAGACAUAUUUUGAUAGAUUUAACAGUUAUCAGUAAAAGUAUGCAUAAAAAUUUAGCAUGCUUUUUAUACCUUGUCCAUUAUUUAAUCACCAUUUUUCUAUUUACAAGAUUUGUUGGAUAUACAUACAGUGAACUCUCGUAUUCACGGGGGAUGCGUUCCAGACAGCCCAAGCAAAUAGCUAAAAUCUGCUAAUACUUAAAAUCCCUGAAAAAAUGCUUAGAUGUUGUUUAUGAAAUAAGAUCUAAUAGUAUACUGUUUAAUAACCACAAACCGUAAAUUACAGGCCAGCACUUUUAGAGCUAAUAUUUUCGAAUCUGAGGUCCAGUUAUACUAUUUGGUAAUAUUUACUAAUAAUGAAAAUAUAAUGCACGUGGACCAGUAAACAAUAUUUUAUAUGACAUUCCUGGUUAUAACUAUUGGAAGUAAAUGGAGAAGGAAGUUUUGUCAGAGUCUUCAACAUCCGGUACUUAAAUUUUUAAGUUGUAAUUUCUUGAAUAUAAUCUAGUACUAUAUUUACUAAGAACAGGCCAGCCCUGUGAUAGAUCAGAAUGUUAACUCUGUUCUUGUUAAACUGUUGAUAGCGAAUAGUCCCCAAUUAUUAGAUUUUAAGAAUGUAACUCAUUACAUGGAAUUAUAUUUUAUUAGAACAAACACGGGACCAGCUUGGUGACAGUUCGGAAUUUUAGGGAACCACCUAAUAAUGAUGAUAAUGUAUAAUUUGUACUUGUUAAAUGUGCAGUUACUGGAACGUGUUACAGGUUGGGUGUUAUAUUUUUUUAUGAAUUGAGAUGUUCACCAUAAAAAGGAGUUGUGCCACAUAAACAAGAUUUGGAGGAGGCAUUUAAAGGAUAUCUAACUUCCAAAGAUCACAAGUUCUUUUUAUUCAGUUUGUAUAUUGGUAUUCAUACAAAGGUUAACUUCAAGAUUAAGAACCAUUGCAUUAAAACUUUAGAAAUAAAGUUUUUUUUAUUGAAAUUUUGAGAAUUUGGCUUGGGGUGGAGAUGAAUAGAUCAAAGUUUAGUAAUUUUGAGUUUUCGAAUUCAGAGGGUAGCAAUAAUCAUCAUUAUAUCUAUUGGAUUUCAGUUAUUGUAAUUAGUAUGAAGAAUGCAUGAGUUUUAAGUAAGUCAUGAGUGAGAUUUUCUUGAAGGCCACAAGGCUUGCUCAUUGAUAUUCAAAUCUUCCUCGCAUUGUGGUUUAUAAUAGUACAAUAUUUAGGAAUUUCAGUACAGUAAUUGUAGACUAAUUUCACAGGAAGUUUUGUUACUUAUUGCUAUGUUGCUUCCAUGUCUUGAAAUAAAAGGCUUUCUUCCCAUAAAAAAUUCAAAUUUUUCAUUCUCAGUAACACAUCUUAUGUCAUAUACGCAUUCACAGUCAGUUGACGAUGUACAGGUAAUUAUUUUUUAUUAUUGGAGAACAGUGCAUCUGUAUUUAUUCAAAUUAAGUGCUGUUUCGACUAAAUCUGUAGCACUAAACCUCUAUCCCCCUUAGCUGAAGUACUUUGGGUGUCAUGUAAGUGGUGAAACGUCUUUCUUACUCCAAGGGUGUGGACUCGAUACUGAAGAUGAUUGGGAGUGUGAAACACACUUCUCCAAUUUGUCGUACUUGCCUUACUCUUUAUAGUGAUUUUGGGUUUUUACCAAUACCCACUUGAAAGGUCAUUGCCAAAUAGACCGCUUGGCAACAAUAUCUCAGUUUUGCAAAGGUGUGCUGAAAGCUCCUUCUUAUGGUAAAUGCUUUAUUUUCAAGUGUAUAAUCUAUAUUCUUCUAGGUUGUAAUUGUUUUAAUCUCCACAAUGUUUAUAAGGAAGUACUGCAAUAAUUUUCUUAAUUCAGUAGAUGUAUUUACAUGCAUUUGUUCUGUGACUUAUUCCAAAUAAUAAUAGCUAGUUCUUUUCACUAGAAUUAAAACUUGCAAAUGGUCGUACUGGCUGCUUUCUGAAAGUUUAUUUCUUGAAAUAUGUAAUAACAUAUUCUUUUUCUUAUCUAAUCAUGUUUUGUGCUAAAGAUAUAUAAAGUAUGUUUCUUUACUUUCUCCAUUUCUUUUAACAACUAGUGUUAAGGUAUUUCUAUGUUUACUGUAAGUGUUUUAUUUCAGUCAAAUGGAUGUAUAAUUGUCUGUGGAUACUAUUUUAGAAAUAUGUUGUACUCAGGUUUAUUUUGCAAUGAGUAUUUUGUACUUAAUAUUUUUAUCUUAAGCAGGUUUCUUAUCCCAUGCUUCAUCUGUAUUUUCAUAUUGCCAAACUGCGAGAGUUUUUUGGUCCUUAUACAUGUCCAGGGCCAGCCCUGUUACAGCUGAAAUUAGCUUAGUAGUCUGGUUAAGUUACUUAAUGAUAAUAUAUGCAUCCAGACUUUGUAAUGUAUCAGCAACUGCCUUAUUCAAAAUGUUUAAUGAUACAAAACCCUCCCUACAAGUUAGUGUAACUGGUGAGUAAUUACCAUUUACCCAUCACAUAUAUUUGUGGAAUUUACAUUCCAGUCUUUUUUUUAUUUGAAUGUAAAUAUAACCCUUUCCUGUUUUUAUAUGCAAUGGUUUGCAUCUGAUAUUUUCCUCAUAUAUUAUUUUACAUAUGUGAUUAAUAUAUAUUACCAGCAGCUCUUGAUUCUCAUGUUGGAAGUUCACUGAUCAGGAAUUACUGUCUAGUUUCUCUCAGGGUGGUAGUAAACAUUUUGUUAUUCUCAAGUGCAAUCUUUUCAAAUAUUGAUUCAAUACAAACAAAUUUCAUGUGAGUUAUAAAUAUGGAAUCAAUGGUCUGGUUAAAUUACUCAACAGCAGUAAAACACAGUCUAAUAAAUACUUAAAAAGUGCCUUGUGGUUUACCUCAGGAAAUGAGGCAUCUAAAAUCCUGGGGAUUUGAAGAAUAUUUAAGAAUUGAAUUGUGAAAUGAUACCACAGAUAUAAGUUAAAGAAGUACACUGCAAUAAAGAUCAUAAAUGAUAGAAAUACAGCACAUAAAGGUUUAGGACUGAAUUACGUACUUAGAGUUCGUUUCAUGUCACUUUUCUGUGACUCAUGUUUGGAUGAAUGUUGGUUCUGCUUAUUAUUUGUUAGUUUAACCAGACCUCUGAGUUGAAACGCUUGACCCUCAUAGGGCAGAUGUCAGAUUUAGCCUGUCAAUGCUGCAGUAAAUCCUUAGAUUGCACUAAGUAUAUAUGGAUGAGUGUUGUCUCACAUAAGGCUGCAGCUGCUAGGAAUGUAAAAAAAAAAUUUUUUUGUGGUUAGCAUGAAGUACAUUGUACUUUACAUGGUGAUGUCUUAUGAAAUGCAAGUCAGCUUUUGAAAAUAGAUUACUGGAUCUUUUGCAAUAUUUUGUAUAUUGAAUCCAUUUUCAUGAAUGCCUGCUAGAUGUUAUUGAACAUUAUAGUGUGCAGUAACAGAAACAUACAUUGCAGUACUGUAAACUCUGAUUGAAAAUAUAAUUUUCUACAUUCUUUCUUUUCAGUUUCAGCAGUUGAAGUUGCAUAUUCUGUUAUCAAUGAUGGCAAUUUACAUAUAAGGAUUUGUUUUACUUCUCUGAAUUUGCAAACCUUAUCAUUAUUGUUCUUUUGUAAGUAGCUUUAUAGAAGUGAAUGUAAUAAGUCAGUAUACAGUUUGAAUUACAGUGCAGUCCUGAAGAUUUUGUUGAAAAUAUGAUCUUCAGGAGAUGAUACUUUGUCUGUGUUGUUUUUGAUGUACUACUCUGAAAUGUCACAAAAUGAUUUAUGUUGCUGUACUUGUUAUAAUACUGAAUUUUUUCAGAUAUUUCAGGAAAAAUUAAGAACUUACUUUUUUACUCAACAGUGUGGCAAUGGGUAACUAAAAUGAAAUCAUUCCUAUAAAAUUGUCCAAAUAUUAAUUAUAUUCAAGCAUAAAACACAAA
This is a messenger RNA of Macrobrachium nipponense, 8449 nucleotides long. RefSeq lists its product as uncharacterized. The coding region runs from base 466 to 951 and encodes 161 amino acids. The record is from RefSeq and is a predicted model, not a curated record. The transcript is spliced from 4 exons. Lineage: Eukaryota; Metazoa; Arthropoda; Malacostraca; Decapoda; Palaemonidae.